GACAUCACUCAAACUGUCAAGUCAUCCAUUUUGUUGUGAAGUCUGAGAACAACAGUGUGCAGUGUUUUCAUUUUCUAAGGUCAAUAUCGUGCAUCAAACCAUAACGUCAGUCAACCAUCAAUAAUAUGAGUUAUGAAGAAGAUACGGAUACAGCAAUAUCUCUUCCAACAUUGUCAGUCGAAGCUGAAAGUCGGAGAGUCGAGCAUGAAUUUAUUAAAGCGUAUCAACGCCUCCCGUUACUAUGGGAUAUGAAACACCCUGAUUAUUCAAACAAAUACAAAAGGAAUAUUGCAUUGGACAAGUUGUUGAUUAUACUUAAGAAACUAAAUCACUUGGCUACAAGGUAUAAUGUUCGGCAAAAAAUAAACAUUCUAAGGUCAUGUUACAGAAAAGAUUUGCGUAGACAUCUAGCAUCAAAAGUGAUUGGUCCCGAUGGAGAAGUGACUUACGAGUAUGUACCGAACUCAUGGAAGUUUCACAAACUAAGGUUUCUCGAUGGAAACGAGAAAAAUGAUUUAAAUAUUAACAAAAGUGAUAUAGCGGAAGUUAACAUAGAAGAAAACAGCUAUGGACACGUCAGCCCUCAAGCCAGUGACGAGUCGCUUUCAGAACAUGACAAUGACGAGGAACACCGUCACGAAAUCACAAUAGACACCCUGCAAUACGACAAAUCAUUCGUCCGCAGGCGCAACCCGCGCAAACGAGUCAAACUGGAAGUAAACAAUGACCAUUAUUACGAAAUCAGUAAUGACAAGGAAGAGUUACUUGAUAGAGAGUUUGAUGCCAUUGGCUCCAACGUGGCUUGUAAGUUAAAAAGGAUGAAUCAACAGCAAAGGUGUCAUGCCGAACUGUUGAUUAAUAAGGUGUUGAUCAAAGGACUGAAGAACAGCUUGACUGACGACACGGACAUUACUGAUGUGUGGAAUGUAUAGAACAGGCUUGCAUAUAAAUGUUCAGACAUUUUCGAUCUACUUGAAUAAAAGUAGGUAUCGCUGCGAUGAAAGAAAAAGAAAAGAGAAAAAGUAGAAAAGUAUUAUUUCUGUAUAGUUGACGUAAGUUAUUAAAUGCACGUCUUGAAAUGAUGCGAUUUAUCGAAUAUGUCUGAAUAUUUAUAUUACUAUCAAUAGUGUGAUAGUGUAUUGUUAAAUUGAAUGGACUUCAUAAUAUCAGUAUUUUACUGUAUAUUUUUACAUUUAAGAGAAUCUAAUAAUAAAUAUCGUAAGGUAAGGAAAUUUCUUCUUUGAUACUGUCAUUGACAAUUGUUAAGCGAUAAGUUGCAAACAUAUUUAAAAGAGUUACACCCAACUGCCGCAACUCACAAAAAUAAUUUUGAUUUAACACGUUUUACUUUCAUAAUGA
Messenger RNA from Manduca sexta (tobacco hornworm), 1359 nucleotides. RefSeq lists its product as uncharacterized. The transcript is spliced from 2 exons. The coding region runs from base 126 to 932 and encodes 268 amino acids. The record is from RefSeq and is a predicted model, not a curated record. NCBI's taxonomy places the organism in Eukaryota, Metazoa, Arthropoda, Insecta, Lepidoptera, Sphingidae.